GAUUAUUUUACAGAUGAAAAUAGAGUACUAAAAAAGGACCCUCAACAGGAUUACCACCUGGAAUAUGCCAUGGAAAACAGCACACAUACAAUAUUGGCUUUUAGCAGAGAACUGCACACUUGUGACACAAAUGACAAGAGCAUAACGGAGAGCACAGUGCGGGUAAUAUGGGCCUACCACCACAAAGACAUGGGAGAAGCAGGUCAAAAUUACCAUGGGUCUAAUCGUGGUACAAAGAGUCUACGUUUACUGAAUCCUGAGAAAGAAGAAGUCUUAUCUGCCUCUUUGCCGUACUUUGACUUGACAAACAAAGACGUGCCUGUACCAGACAAGGAUACAACAUAUUGGUGCCAAAUGUUUAAGAUUCCUGUACAACAUGAAAAGCAUCAUGUGACAAAGGUUGAGCCAUUGAUCCAGAAAGGCCAUGAGAAUCUGGUGCACCAUAUCCUGCUCUACCAGUGCAGCAGCAAUUUGAAUGACAGUGUGCUGGACUACGGACAUGAGUGUUACCACCCCAACAUGCCAGACUCUUUUCUCACAUGUGAGACAGUCAUUUUUGCCUGGGCCAUUGGAGGAGAGGGCUUCACCUACCCUCCUCAUGUUGGUUUAUCCAUUGGGACAGCAGCUGACCCUCAGUUCGUCCUCAUGGAGGUGCAUUAUGACAAUCCGUCAUACACAGAAGGCUUGAUAGAUAACUCUGGUCUGAGGCUAAUUUAUACUCCAGUUAUAAGGAAAUAUGAUGCUGGGGUUAUUGAAGCUGGUCUUUGGGUCAGCCUAUUCCACAAUAUCCCACCGGGCAUGCCUGAAUUUGUGUCAGAGGGUCACUGCACACUGGAAUGUCUGGAAGAGGCUCUAGGUGCCGAGAGACCUGCGGGGAUUCACGUGUUUGCGGUACUUCUUCAUGCUCACCUUGCUGGCAGAGCUAUCAGGAUGCGCCACUUCCACAACGGCGAGGAGCAGGAGCUGCUUGCUUAUGAUGAUGAGUUUGACUUCAACUUCCAGGAGUUUCAGUAUCUGAAAGAAGAAAGAACCAUCUUGCCAGGGGAUAAUUUAAUCACAGAAUGUCACUACAGUACUGUGGACCGAAUUCGCAUGACAUGG
Phaethon lepturus (White-tailed tropicbird) is the source of this 1101-nucleotide messenger RNA. It is a transcript of the gene MOXD1, whose product is annotated as monooxygenase, DBH-like 1. The annotation marks the transcript as partial. The transcript is spliced from 8 exons. NCBI's taxonomy places the organism in Eukaryota, Metazoa, Chordata, Aves, Phaethontiformes, Phaethontidae. The record is from RefSeq and is a predicted model, not a curated record. Gene Ontology annotation, biological process: norepinephrine biosynthetic process; octopamine biosynthetic process; dopamine catabolic process. Gene Ontology annotation, cellular component: secretory granule membrane. Gene Ontology annotation, molecular function: dopamine beta-monooxygenase activity; copper ion binding.